AUAACUGAAUAUUAUUGAGAAUGUAUGGAAUGCCAUAUCAAAACUGUAAAGUUCCCAGUUGUCAAAACUGACAGCUUUGAAAGUGUACAAUUUGGAGAUCUAAAGAUUGGAGUAAAAGGACUAGGAUGUGUCUACACGCUGUACGCGAGUGGUUGGUGCUGCUGACCAUGGAGAAGUACGCCGGUAAAUUCGUGGAGCGGGGCUACGACAGCCUUGCCCGCUGCAAGUUAAUUAUCGCCAGCGAUCUAAUCGUGAUGGGAGUGGAUGAUCCUGCCCACAGAAAGCUCCUACUGGACGGAGUCCAGUUCCUGAUCAACGCACCCGAAAAGUUCAUCUGCACGGAGCCUUGUGAGCUGCACAAUCAUGUCGAACUGCAAUUGGAUCCGGAUGUUGAGUUUGAUUCGUUGAAGAGCUUGGAGAAUCAGGAUUUUCCAAAAGUACCUGUUGCGAAUUGGCUAACAUCUUCACCAAAGAUGGCGAAAAAGGGCUUAUCUCGGGACUUUUUCGACUUAAAUGUCAAAGAAUAAAGAAAGGCUUCAGUGAUAAGGUUUCUUAUAUAUUUUUGAGAACCAAUAAAACGCUUAAUGGAGUAUGGAUUAUAACCCCAACCAAUCUUAAACAUAA
Drosophila erecta is the source of this 624-nucleotide messenger RNA. Its product is annotated as sterile alpha motif domain-containing protein 5. NCBI's taxonomy places the organism in Eukaryota, Metazoa, Arthropoda, Insecta, Diptera, Drosophilidae. The transcript has 2 exons. The coding region runs from base 126 to 527 and encodes 133 amino acids. Gene Ontology annotation, molecular function: protein binding. The record is from RefSeq and is a predicted model, not a curated record.